UGGAACAAAUGACCUCUGCUCUUGCCCUUGCUGCUGCUACUCCUGCAAUUCCUGCUCCACCACUCCCUGCACUUAGAAGUGUCUGCAGCAAAGCUCUGUUGUGUUCUGAGCAUCUGCCUCAAUUCCUAGUACAGCAGCAGCAGCUGCAGCAGCAGCAGCAGCAGCAGCAGCAGCAGCAGCAGCAGCAGCAGCAGCAGCUGCAGCAGCAGCAGCAGCAGCAGCAGCAGCAGCAGCAGCAGCAGCAGCAGCAGCAGCAGCAGCAACAGCUCCUGCAGCCACACGUCCACCAACAUGUGGUGACAAUGCAACACGCAUUGCUGCAGCAGUCAACGCAGAGACCACUUAGCAGCACGUGCGCCCCUUAAUCAAGCUGGGGUCAGCAAAGGCGCA
Molecule: messenger RNA, 390 nt
Organism: Closterium sp. NIES-67
Lineage: Eukaryota; Viridiplantae; Streptophyta; Zygnematophyceae; Desmidiales; Closteriaceae
Source: the annotation of a GenBank genome assembly